Molecule: messenger RNA, 2226 nt
Organism: Thamnophis sirtalis
Lineage: Eukaryota; Metazoa; Chordata; Lepidosauria; Squamata; Natricidae
Source: RefSeq, a predicted model, not a curated record
CGGUUUUUCCACUUCUAGUUUGUCUUUGAAGGCAUCCAUGCAGGGAAUCCCGGCUUGGCAGUGGACAAUGUGGCAGUUUCUCCCUGUGAAGAUAUUUUCGCCAGCUGUGAUUUCAACAACAACAUGGACCCAUUCUGUGGCUGGAGAGAGUCUAUGAAUAACACCUGGAAGCGGACAAACCAAAACACCCCAACCGAAGACACUGGGCCCCCUGGAGAUUAUCCCCACGGUGAAGGCUACUACAUCUACGUAGAAGGCGGCCAACUGAAGCCGAAUGGGUCUACGCGUUUAUACAGCUCAUCAUUCUGCAUCAGUCAGGAGGCCUGCGUUGAAUUCUACUACCACAUGCAUAGCGUCGUGGAAGUGGAGACUCAGUUGCAGGUCCUGCUGGAGGACCCUUCAGGAAGCGCCGUUCUACUCUGGAACCGUACGGGGACCCAGAGUCCCAACUGGCUGCAUGGAUCUGUGACACUGCCGUACACCAGAGCACAGCCAAGCAAGGUGGUUUUUGAGGUUAUCAGAGGAAGGAACGCCUACUUGGACGUGUCGUUGGAUAACAUUUUGGUGCACAAGGGCCAUUGUGCAGAACACCCACCAACUCCUGUGCCUCCAAGCACCAUUGCAACAGCUCCAACAACGACUGUGGGUCCCAACAUCACCGUCCCCACUGGAACAGCCACUACUCCCAUCAUCACCAGCACAGCUGUGGGUCCCAACAUCACUGUCCCCAUUGGAACAGCUGCUACUCCCAUCACCACCAGCACAGCUAUCCAACCCAACAUCACCAUCCCCACUGAAACAGCCACUACUCCUAUCACCACCAGCACAGCUGUGGGUCCCAACAUCACUGUCCCCAUUGGAACAGCUGCUACUCCCAUCACCACCAGCACAGCUAUCCAACCCAACAUCACCGUCCCCACUGGAACAGCUGCUACUCCCAUCACCAACAGCACAGCUAUGAGUCCCAACAUCACCGUCCCCAUUGGAACAGCUGCUACUCCCAUCACCACCAGCACAGCUAUCCAACCCAACAUCACCGUCCCCACUGGAACAGCUGCUACUCCCAUCACCAACAGCACAGCUGUCGGUCCCAACAUCACUGUCCCCACUGGAACAGCCUCUACUCCCAUCACCACCAGCACAGCUGUCCAUCCCAACAUCACUGUCCCCAUUGGAACAGCCUCUACUCCCAUCACCACCAGCACAGCUGUCCAUCCCAACAUCACUGUCCCCACUGGAACAGCCUCUACUCCCAUCACCACCAGCACAGCUGUCCAUCCCAACAUCACCAUCCCCACUGGAACAGCCACUACUCCCAUCACCACCAGCACAGCUGUCGGUCCCAACAUCACCAUCCCCACUGGAACAGCCACUACUCCCAUCACCACCAGCACAGCUGUCGGUCCCAACAUCACCAUCCCCACUAGAACAGCCUCUACUCCCAUCACCACCACCAAACCUACAACACAGAGGCCAGGUGUGGACCAGACGACUCCUGAGCAACCUCCAGAUUCCGCAUCCUGCAUAGUUUCUGGAGAUCCCCAUUACACAACGUACGAUGGCCGCCUCUUCCACUUCAUGGGGAACUGCACCUACCUGCUCACUGCCACGUGCAAUGCUACACCUGACCAGCCCACCUUCCAGAUCCAGACAACCAACGAACACCGCGGAAGCAACACCAAGGUUUCCUACCUCAAGUCAGUCAACAUAACUGUGCACGGGACGGAGAUUGUGCUACUGAAAGGGCGGAGAGUAACGGUAGAUGGAAAGCGAGUGACCUUGCCUGUCUCUCUGGCUGGGGGACGAGUGUCUGUGCGCCUGAGUGGCACUUUUGUUCGGGUCCAAACGGAUUUCGGCCUCUCGGUGAGAUUUGAUGGGAACCACCAUGCUGAGGUCUCCGUCCCAUCGUCCUAUUUUGGGAAGCUCUGCGGCCUUUGCGGAAACUUCAACGGACAAGCAGGAGAUGACAACCUCAUGGCCGAUGGCACCUCGGCGGGGGCGGAUGCCAACCAGCUGGGGAAGAGCUGGCAAGUGCCCAACAUAGGUGAUGCCAGCUGCACGGACUCAAAAGAUCCCGAGAAAUGCCACCCGGACAUUGCAGAGGAGGCUCAGGGACCCACCAGUUGUGGGAUUCUUACAGAUCCUCAAGCAUUUCUCUGCGUCCUGGAUCUCUUUGAAAUUCAUCAUUUUAGAGACGUCCCAUAUCUAAAGAACAUUUGUCCCUAG